Molecule: messenger RNA, 1413 nt
Organism: Parnassius mnemosyne (clouded apollo)
Lineage: Eukaryota; Metazoa; Arthropoda; Insecta; Lepidoptera; Papilionidae
Source: the annotation of a GenBank genome assembly
AUGACCGAGGAUAUUGAAAAUAGUGAUAAUGAUAGUAAACAUUCUACAGAAGAAAUAGAAGAGAAUAUUGGGGGUUGCCAAAAUGGUGUCAAUGAAGAGGAAACAGUAACUUUUAAAGAAUUGGGUGUAGUUGAUGUUUUAUGCGAAGCAUGUGAAGAAUUGAAAUGGAAACAUCCAUCAAAAAUUCAAAAAGAAGCAAUUCCAGUAGCCUUACAAGGCAAAGACAUAAUAGGUUUAGCUGAGACUGGAUCCGGCAAAACAGGUGCAUUUGCACUGCCAAUCCUUCAAGCACUUUUAGAAAACCCGCAGAGGUAUUUUGCACUUAUUCUCACACCUACCAGAGAAUUGGCAUUCCAGAUUUCUGAGCAGUUUGAAGCACUUGGUGCCAGUAUUGGUGUAAAAUGUGCAGUGAUAGUGGGAGGAAUGGACAUGGUCGCCCAGGCCCUCAUGUUGUCAAAAAAGCCACAUAUUAUUAUAGCAACCCCGGGUCGGCUUGUGGAUCAUUUAGAAAACACAAAGGGAUUCAAUUUAAAAGCACUGAAAUAUCUGGUUAUGGAUGAAGCUGACCGCAUUUUGAACAUGGAUUUUGAGGUGGAAGUUGACAAAAUUUUACGUGCAAUACCACGGGAGCGUCGCACAUAUCUUUUCUCUGCAACAAUGACCAAAAAAGUACAGAAACUUCAGCGUGCCUCUUUGCAAGAUCCAGUGAAAAUAGAGGUGUCAACUAAAUACCAGACUGUGGAGAAACUGCAACAGUACUACUUGUUUAUACCUCUGAAGUAUAAGGACGUGUACCUGGUGCACAUUCUGAACGAGCUGUCGGGCAACUCGUUCAUAGUGUUUGUAUCGACGUGCGCGGGCGCGCUACGAGCGGCGCUGCUGCUGCGCGCGCUGGGCGUGGCGGCGGUGCCGCUGCACGGCCAGAUGUCGCAGCACAAGCGCCUCGCCGCACUCAACAAGUUCAAGAGCCGCGCGCGCUCCGUGCUCAUCUGCACAGACGUCGCUUCCAGGGGUCUGGACAUUCCGCAUGUGGACGUGGUUAUAAACUUGGACAUCCCACUGCACAGCAAGGACUACAUCCACCGAGUGGGACGCACCGCUCGGGCUGGCCGAGCCGGGAAAGCUAUAACUUUUGUCUCGCAGUAUGACGUGGAACUGUACCAGCGCAUCGAGCAGCUGAUCGGAAAGCAACUGCCGCUGUACAAGACGGACGAGAGCGAGGUCAUGGUGCUGCAGGAGCGCGUCGCGGAAGCGCAGCGGCUCACUAAAAUUGAAAUGAAAGAGCUAGAGGACAAAAAGAGCGUGAAGGGCAAAAAGCGCGGCGCAGAGUCCGACGACGACACGGAGGAGGCGGCCGGCGUGCGCAGGCGUAUCCGAGGAAAACCCAAACAUGGCGGCAAGAAGAAACGAUGA